Molecule: messenger RNA, 759 nt
Organism: Anarrhichthys ocellatus (wolf-eel)
Lineage: Eukaryota; Metazoa; Chordata; Actinopteri; Perciformes; Anarhichadidae
Product: AT-rich interactive domain-containing protein 3A-like
Exons: 2
Coding region: 358-759 (133 amino acids)
Source: RefSeq, a predicted model, not a curated record
AUGUUCGUAACAUUUCAUUCAAUUAGCAAAAAUGAUCAACUUGAUGAUAAAUAAUGGUCCUUUUAUGUGAUUGCAACACUAAUAUGGAACGCUGAACAAAGGAAGAGAGUGUUCGUUAUGAGAUGCUCGUCCCAGCAACUGUGUUUUAAAAAUAAAAGUUAGCCUUUGAAAACUCAUGAGAAUGAAAUGAAUGAAAAUGUCUGAGACAUGCAUUAUGAUGAUAGAGACGUCGAUUUGACAUAUUCACAGAAACGAGUGCAUUUCAAUGAGAGCAAAGACAACAUAGUGAAUGUGAAAGCUUACUGAUAAGUAUUAUCUAUAUUCUCAGACUGUCACACACAACCUACUUCUGACAGCAUGCAGACAUGUUUAGAGACAGAUAUCGCCUCCUUAAUAGUCUUUUUCUCCCCAGAAGAGACCCUCUUGGGCAGCUGCCUGCCCAGCCGGGGGGCCCUCUCCAUGUCGCCCAGCGGCCACCACGUGGCUGCCCAGGCGGCGGCCCUGGAACAGCUCCGAGAGAAGCUGGAGAGCGGCGAACCGCCGGAGAAGAAGAUGAUGACGGUGGCGGAGGAGCAGCAGAGGAUCAUGCAGCAUGCCCUGCAGCAGAACCUGCUGGCGAUGGCCACCCAGCUGCCCCUCAACAUCAAACUCAACAACAGAGAUGAUAGACAAGAGACCGCAUUGAACCUGUCUACCAACGGCAUUAGCAGCAUCAACAUGUCAAUAGAAAUAAAUGGAGUUGUCUACACAGGUAAAUAG